Homo sapiens (human) is the source of this 6436-nucleotide messenger RNA. It is a transcript of the gene SRC, whose product is annotated as SRC proto-oncogene, non-receptor tyrosine kinase. Bases 2077 to 3765 code for a protein of 562 amino acids. Lineage: Eukaryota; Metazoa; Chordata; Mammalia; Primates; Hominidae. The transcript is spliced from 16 exons. Gene Ontology annotation, biological process: positive regulation of phosphate metabolic process; positive regulation of glycolytic process; regulation of heart rate by cardiac conduction. Gene Ontology annotation, cellular component: mitochondrion; plasma membrane; podosome. Gene Ontology annotation, molecular function: protein domain specific binding; protein kinase activity; ephrin receptor binding. The record is from RefSeq and is a predicted model, not a curated record.
CAUUUCACCAGCCCAGGCUGGCUUCUGCUGUUGACUGGCUGUGGCACCUCAAGCAGCCCCUUUCCCCUCUAGCCUCAGUUUAUCACCGCAAGAGCUACCAUUCAUCUAGCACAACCUGACCAUCCUCACACUGGUCAGUUCCAACCUUCCCAGGAAUCUUCUGUGGCCAUGUUCACUCCGGUUUUACAGGGUGCUCCUCCCAGCUCCUCUCAGCAGGGACCUUUGCCCAGGGAAUAGAAGCCUGACCUGUCUGGGCCUUAAUUUCCCAUCUGUGAAAUGGGAGAACUUUCAAAGAAGGAAUAUGGAGGCAGGUGUGAUAUUUAAAGCUGGACCCAGGCCCACCUUUCCCUGUGCUAGGAUUCCAGGACAGGUAAGGAGCCAAGGGUGGGGUGCCCAGCCCCAAAAGGAUAGCCCUGGAGCCUGCGCCAGGGGGUAAGAGGGGAGUCUUUGUGGCCUAAAGCAGCAUUUCCUCAAUGUCCCGUUUUUCUGCUACAUUUCCUGCCCUGGUUCAGAGGUACUUAGCCUCUUUACUUACUUGGAAGUGUGACUGCCACUCAGAUGCCCUGGUCAGCCCCUCCUAAGCAGUAAUAAUUAGAACUAGGGGACUUCCGAUGGGCUGCCAGGGAUGUUUUGCCCUUAUGCACUUAAAAUGAACCCGUAACUAUUAAAAUAAAUGUCGCUCCUCCCCACCCUGUCCCUCCUGCCCCAGCCCCUACUUUGAGAAACUCAGGUCAAGGCUAAAGUCCAAGGCCUGGUUCUUGUCAGUGCCUCAGUUUCCCCAUCUGUAAAGUGGGGCGAUCUUCCGCCGCUCAGGCCAGGUGGUGGUUAGGAUUAAACCCUGAAGUCGACCUGAGCAGCUUAGCAUGGCGCCUGGCCCAGAGCGGGCGCUCCACGCCCGCUGAUAUUAUUACCAAUCGUGAUUUCGGGAGAGGCGGAUCUGGGGCGUAGAAGGUGGGUGGGUUGGGGAGGGCAUUUUGGCCUGGGGGCGGAUGGGGCCCGCGGGGUGCGGCGCCCUGGCGGAGUGGGAGGCGGGGCUUCUGUGCCCGGUGUCCCCACCCCGCCCGGACCCCCAGCUCGGGCCGCCCCUGGGUCUCUCCCGGGUCACCGGCGGGGAAUCCGUCCCCGCGCGCUUCCUCCUUCCUCCUCCUCCCGGCUGCCUGCCGGGCCCCUCCUCCCAGCUCGCGCGCUCCCUCCCUCCUCUUCCCCUCCCCGGGCCGCCGCCGCCUCCUCCUCCUCCUCCUCCCUUUCUCUCUCGAUCUGUCUCUCCCGGCCCGGAAUCCAUUCCGGCCUGGGAGCCGGAGCGGCCAGGCCGCCGUCUGCCCGUCCCGCUGGACGUCCCGCGGUCCGCCCUCCCGUGCGUCCGUCUGCCGGUGAGCCCGCCCGCCCGCCGGCCCAGCCCCUGCGUCCUUCAGGUGGACUUAGGAGUGGACAGAGCCUGUGUGUGCCCCUGGGCAAGACCUCCUGAACUUCAUGGACUCUGUACAAUUUGGGGCAGUGGUUGCUGGGUCACCUGGGAACAGAGAACAGAAGCUCAGAGAAGUGAAGCAACUUGCCCAGCUAUGAGAGACAGAGCCAGGAUUUGAAACCAGAUGAGGACGCUGAGGCCCAGAGAGGGAAAGCCACUUGCCUAGGGACACACAGCGGGGAGAGGUGGAGCAGGGCCUCUAUUUCGAGACCCCUGACUCCACACCUGGUGUUUGUGCCAAGACCCCAGGCUGCCUCCCAGGUCCUCUGGGACAGCCCCUGCCUUCUACCAGAGUAUUCCUCUGACGCCCAGGCUGGAGUGCAGUGGCAGGAUCUGAGCUCACUGCAGCCUCUGCCUCCCCUGUUCAAGCGAUUCUCCUGCCUCACCCUCCGGAGUAGCUGGGACUACAGGCGCGUGCCACCAUGCCCGGCUAAUUUUUUUUUUUUUUUCAAGUAGAGCCCGGGUUUCCGCGUGUUGGCCCGGCAGGUCUCAAACUCCUGAUCUCAAGUGAUCCGCCCGCUUCGGCCUCCCAAAGUGCUGGGAUUACAGGCGUGAGCCACCGCGCCCGGCCCUGCUGCCUCUCCUUGGGCCUCGUUUUCCCUAUCUGUGGAAUGGGUGGGAGGGAGGCCGGCCAAGGGGCCCCGGCAGCCCUGCCUGUUCCAGUGUCUUCUCUCUCUCCUGCCAGGACCAUGGGUAGCAACAAGAGCAAGCCCAAGGAUGCCAGCCAGCGGCGCCGCAGCCUGGAGCCCGCCGAGAACGUGCACGGCGCUGGCGGGGGCGCUUUCCCCGCCUCGCAGACCCCCAGCAAGCCAGCCUCGGCCGACGGCCACCGCGGCCCCAGCGCGGCCUUCGCCCCCGCGGCCGCCGAGCCCAAGCUGUUCGGAGGCUUCAACUCCUCGGACACCGUCACCUCCCCGCAGAGGGCGGGCCCGCUGGCCGGUGGAGUGACCACCUUUGUGGCCCUCUAUGACUAUGAGUCUAGGACGGAGACAGACCUGUCCUUCAAGAAAGGCGAGCGGCUCCAGAUUGUCAACAACACAGAGGGAGACUGGUGGCUGGCCCACUCGCUCAGCACAGGACAGACAGGCUACAUCCCCAGCAACUACGUGGCGCCCUCCGACUCCAUCCAGGCUGAGGAGUGGUAUUUUGGCAAGAUCACCAGACGGGAGUCAGAGCGGUUACUGCUCAAUGCAGAGAACCCGAGAGGGACCUUCCUCGUGCGAGAAAGUGAGACCACGAAAGGUGCCUACUGCCUCUCAGUGUCUGACUUCGACAACGCCAAGGGCCUCAACGUGAAGCACUACAAGAUCCGCAAGCUGGACAGCGGCGGCUUCUACAUCACCUCCCGCACCCAGUUCAACAGCCUGCAGCAGCUGGUGGCCUACUACUCCAAACACGCCGAUGGCCUGUGCCACCGCCUCACCACCGUGUGCCCCACGUCCAAGCCGCAGACUCAGGGCCUGGCCAAGGAUGCCUGGGAGAUCCCUCGGGAGUCGCUGCGGCUGGAGGUCAAGCUGGGCCAGGGCUGCUUUGGCGAGGUGUGGAUGGGGACCUGGAACGGUACCACCAGGGUGGCCAUCAAAACCCUGAAGCCUGGCACGAUGUCUCCAGAGGCCUUCCUGCAGGAGGCCCAGGUCAUGAAGAAGCUGAGGCAUGAGAAGCUGGUGCAGUUGUAUGCUGUGGUUUCAGAGGAGCCCAUUUACAUCGUCACGGAGUACAUGAGCAAGGGGAGUUUGCUGGACUUUCUCAAGGGGGAGACAGGCAAGUACCUGCGGCUGCCUCAGCUGGUGGACAUGGCUGCUCAGAUCGCCUCAGGCAUGGCGUACGUGGAGCGGAUGAACUACGUCCACCGGGACCUUCGUGCAGCCAACAUCCUGGUGGGAGAGAACCUGGUGUGCAAAGUGGCGGACUUUGGGCUGGCUCGGCUCAUUGAAGACAAUGAGUACACGGCGCGGCAAGGUGCCAAAUUCCCCAUCAAGUGGACGGCUCCAGAAGCUGCCCUCUAUGGCCGCUUCACCAUCAAGUCGGACGUGUGGUCCUUCGGGAUCCUGCUGACUGAGCUCACCACAAAGGGACGGGUGCCCUACCCUGGGAUGGUGAACCGCGAGGUGCUGGACCAGGUGGAGCGGGGCUACCGGAUGCCCUGCCCGCCGGAGUGUCCCGAGUCCCUGCACGACCUCAUGUGCCAGUGCUGGCGGAAGGAGCCUGAGGAGCGGCCCACCUUCGAGUACCUGCAGGCCUUCCUGGAGGACUACUUCACGUCCACCGAGCCCCAGUACCAGCCCGGGGAGAACCUCUAGGCACAGGCGGGCCCAGACCGGCUUCUCGGCUUGGAUCCUGGGCUGGGUGGCCCCUGUCUCGGGGCUUGCCCCACUCUGCCUGCCUGCUGUUGGUCCUCUCUCUGUGGGGCUGAAUUGCCAGGGGCGAGGCCCUUCCUCUUUGGUGGCAUGGAAGGGGCUUCUGGACCUAGGGUGGCCUGAGAGGGCGGUGGGUAUGCGAGACCAGCACGGUGACUCUGUCCAGCUCCCGCUGUGGCCGCACGCCUCUCCCUGCACUCCCUCCUGGAGCUCUGUGGGUCUCUGGAAGAGGAACCAGGAGAAGGGCUGGGGCCGGGGCUGAGGGUGCCCUUUUCCAGCCUCAGCCUACUCCGCUCACUGAACUCCUUCCCCACUUCUGUGCCACCCCCGGUCUAUGUCGAGAGCUGGCCAAAGAGCCUUUCCAAAGAGGAGCGAUGGGCCCCUGGCCCCGCCUGCCUGCCACCCUGCCCCUUGCCAUCCAUUCUGGAAACACCUGUAGGCAGAGGCUGCCGAGACAGACCCUCUGCCGCUGCUUCCAGGCUGGGCAGCACAAGGCCUUGCCUGGCCUGAUGAUGGUGGGUGGGUGGGAUGAGUACCCCCUCAAACCCUGCCCUCCUUAGACCUGAGGGACCCUUCGAGAUCAUCACUUCCUUGCCCCCAUUUCACCCAUGGGGAGACAGUUGAGAGCGGGGAUGUGACAUGCCCAAGGCCACGGAGCAGUUCAGAGUGGAGGCGGGCUUGGAACCCGGUGCUCCCUCUGUCAUCCUCAGGAACCAACAAUUCGUCGGAGGCAUCAUGGAAAGACUGGGACAGCCCAGGAAACAAGGGGUCUGAGGAUGCAUUCGAGAUGGCAGAUUCCCACUGCCGCUGCCCGCUCAGCCCAGCUGUUGGGAACAGCAUGGAGGCAGAUGUGGGGCUGAGCUGGGGAAUCAGGGUAAAAGGUGCAGGUGUGGAGAGAGAGGCUUCAAUCGGCUUGUGGGUGAUGUUUGACCUUCAGAGCCAGCCGGCUAUGAAAGGGAGCGAGCCCCUCGGCUCUGGAGGCAAUCAAGCAGACAUAGAAGAGCCAAGAGUCCAGGAGGCCCUGGUCCUGGCCUCCUUCCCCGUACUUUGUCCCGUGGCAUUUCAAUUCCUGGCCCUGUUCUCCUCCCCAAGUCGGCACCCUUUAACUCAUGAGGAGGGAAAAGAGUGCCUAAGCGGGGGUGAAAGAGGACGUGUUACCCACUGCCAUGCACCAGGACUGGCUGUGUAACCUUGGGUGGCCCCUGCUGUCUCUCUGGGCUGCAGAGUCUGCCCCACAUGUGGCCAUGGCCUCUGCAACUGCUCAGCUCUGGUCCAGGCCCUGUGGCAGGACACACAUGGUGAGCCUAGCCCUGGGACAUCAGGAGACUGGGCUCUGGCUCUGUUCGGCCUUUGGGUGUGUGGUGGAUUCUCCCUGGGCCUCAGUGUGCCCAUCUGUAAAGGGGCAGCUGACAGUUUGUGGCAUCUUGCCAAGGGUCCCUGUGUGUGUGUAUGUGUGUGCAUGUGUGCGUGUCUCCAUGUGCGUCCAUAUUUAACAUGUAAAAAUGUCCCCCCCGCUCCGUCCCCCAAACAUGUUGUACAUUUCACCAUGGCCCCCUCAUCAUAGCAAUAACAUUCCCACUGCCAGGGGUUCUUGAGCCAGCCAGGCCCUGCCAGUGGGGAAGGAGGCCAAGCAGUGCCUGCCUAUGAAAUUUCAACUUUUCCUUUCAUACGUCUUUAUUACCCAAGUCUUCUCCCGUCCAUUCCAGUCAAAUCUGGGCUCACUCACCCCAGCGAGCUCUCAAAUCCCUCUCCAACUGCCUAAGGCCCUUUGUGUAAGGUGUCUUAAUACUGUCCUUUUUUUUUUUUUAACAGUGUUUUGUAGAUUUCAGAUGACUAUGCAGAGGCCUGGGGGACCCCUGGCUCUGGGCCGGGCCUGGGGCUCCGAAAUUCCAAGGCCCAGACUUGCGGGGGGUGGGGGGGUAUCCAGAAUUGGUUGUAAAUACUUUGCAUAUUGUCUGAUUAAACACAAACAGACCUCAGAAUCUGAUCAACAGUUUAUUGAACAUCUACUGUGUGCUGGAAAGCGAGAUGGGGCGGAAUGCGAGAACAAACUACCCCUUGAGGGGUCUUUGGGCAGCACUAGUAGCUGGAGGGCUUCAGGCCAAGGCAGGGGUGACAUCAGAUUGGAGACAGCUACGGCAGAAUGUGGCUGUUUGUGAACAUCUGCACCUGUGUUAGGGGGUGAGCACCUGGGAGAAGGACAAGGCACAUCACAGGACUUCCCUGAGCAUGACAAGUUCAGGACUCAAAUGUCCGUGGUGGAUGGUAGCAGUGACAUUGGGGAGUGGGUGGGGCUGUCAAGCCUGCCUAGAGGAGAUCACAAAUACACGACGAGAAUACCGUUGUGUGUGCUCUUCGUGUGUUUCCUAGGAGUGCAGGGCAGGGGUGCUGGGUCGAUCCACAAAAGUCCUGAAAACGCUGAAGAAAAAUCCAAAGACCCUUCCCCUCCUCCCUCCUUCCCCACCACCGAAGCACACAGUCUUGAAGGUUGAUUUGCAACCGUCUAUACAAACACAUUUAUUUUACACAAAUAUACAUCAGAUCACACACCUGUGCACCGGAGUCAACUCUGGCCACGACAUUGCUUAAUUAAAAACAAAUUUCAAAAACUGGA